ACAGUAGAAAAUAGAGGGGGAGCUAGCUGGAGCCGUUGCCACUGUGGGCUAGUAGUGCUACUGACUGAGUGCAUUGAUCAGCAGCGGUGGCAGCAGCUGUGAACUGAUCUCACGAGAGAGAAUGAGAACCAGUUCCCCCUAUCAGUGGUACAAAUACUCCGUGUCUGCAACCCAGAGCUAGCAGCCCAGCUAAGUAUCGUAACUUCCUAAUGUGCCGCUAUAUAAAAGCGAGCAGCUCGAACGUACCCGCACCAAAAGGACCUAGGGCCAGCUGAGAGUGAAAGGUCGAUCGUGCGCGCGGCGCGCAUCGCCCAGGCCCAGCUUCGUCCUCGAUCGAUCUCCUUGCUACCUUAUGAGCUAGCCGCCUAGCUCGGCGCAGCGGCCGGCCGGGAGCGAGGGAGCGCGGCGGUGAGAAGGAGACAGCUAGAUCGGUCAGGUCCGUCAGUCAUGGAUGCCAUCCGGUGCUGCAUCGCGUGCAUCCUGCCGUGCGGGGCGCUGGACGUGGUGCGCAUCGUGCACUCCAACGGCCGCGUCGACGAGAUCAGCGGGCCGGUGCUCGCGGGGGAGAUCAUGAAGGCGUACCCCAAGCACGUCCUCCGGAAGCCGCCGUCCACGUGCCCCGCCGACGGCGGCGGGGGCAUCGUCGUCCAGAAGCCCGUCAUCCUGCCGCCCAAUGCCGAGCUGCAGAAGGGCAAGAUCUACUUCCUCAUGCCGGUCAUGGCCGCCUCGGCGCCCGCUGCCCAUGCCGCCGCUGCGGCGAGGAGGAGGAGGAGGAAAGAUCAAGCCGCGCCGCGGGACCACGCUGCCUGCAGCAACGCGGCCGCGGUGGCACGCAGCGGCGUGGAGGGCGAGAAGGAGCGGCGGCUGGCCAACGAGAGGUACCUGUCGGAGAUCAUGAAGGAGAAUACCUCCACUGUGAGGGACCGGCGGCAGGGGCGCGUCGCCGUGUGGCGACCGCACCUGGAGAGCAUAACCGAGGAUGACUUGUAAUCAAGCAAGGUGUCUUUUUUUUUCUUCACUUUUUCCCCUUUCAUUUCUUUUGGUUUUUGUUACUACUGGAGUUUGUAGUUUCUUCCUUUUUCUCUUUUGUUAAUCCCUCCUCCUUGCCCUUUGGCCUUUUAUUUUUGCCCUCUUUUCCCCGGCCCAUCUCCUUUAGAGCCCCAUCAUCAUGAUCCUCUCCCCUGCUCUGCUACUUUAC
Molecule: messenger RNA, 1198 nt
Organism: Phragmites australis (common reed)
Lineage: Eukaryota; Viridiplantae; Streptophyta; Magnoliopsida; Poales; Poaceae
Exons: 1
Coding region: 448-990 (180 amino acids)
Source: RefSeq, a predicted model, not a curated record